UUUUUUUUUAGUGAAAUGGUAUCAAACUUCAUUGGACACAAUACGUGUUUGUACUUUGAUAAACACACAGACACGCACGCACGCACACGAUCCAAAUAUGAACGUGAAAAGUAUUAUAACAACUUAACGAAGAAGGAAGGUUCCUGUACUGACAUGGCUAACGAGGGUCUUGCUAAAAUAUGCGACGGGUAUUCAAAAGCGCAUGGUUCGUACAUAACUUGGGAUACAGAUGUGAAUUUAGAUCCGCCGAAAUCUUGGGGAAAACCGGCACCGGAAGAGGACAGUUAUCUACUGGACUACUACAACUCCUUACAGUACACGUUGUAUGAAACAGCACAUCCGGAAACUGUCGACCGAACAUCUGUGCCGAGAGGUCACUCGAACAAAGAACAAGUGAAUGUUGUUCUACUGUCGUCCCCUGUUGAAUGUAUUGGCGUUCUUUUGGAAGGUGGGAAACAAGUACCAGACGGUUUUCACUUGGUCAUGUCACCCUCGUGGUUGUCCAAGGUUCAGUCAGCAGACGAUCCAGCUUUGAGUUCACUGAUGAUGCACAAGUCAAUAUCAUUUCACGAGAAUGGUGCAUCGUAUAUUGACGAGUACGAUCCUCCGAGAAAAGUGACCUACUUCGUGAACUAUUUUACGGAUACAAUUACAAGUGGCCACCGCAGUGAUGGUGUCGACAUAGAGAAAAACCUUGACUCUCCCAUGAGCAGUUCAAUAAAACUUUGCGAACUUGUUGACGACAAAGUAUGGACGCGUGACGUCAUGGCGGAUGUUGGCAUGGAAAUACCGGAAACACUUGCAAUUCGAAGAGAACCGAUUAGGAAACUAUCGUCUGCAACAAAGAAAAUGGCAGUUUUGAGUUUUGAUUGUUAUAAUUGUCUAGACAUUAAAGACGUCGGCAAUGAAAUAUCUGCGUUUGCAAAGCGUCUCCAAAGUUUAAAUAUCAAAACGAUUGUAGUCAAGCCAUCAGGACCAAAGUACCUCGGGAGCGUAGGAAUAUCCUUUCACAGUGCGUCAAAUGUGACGUCAAUCAUUGAAGCCGCAGACGAUCUGUUACAGGAAAUAGAUGAAGGAAGUUCCGUGCUUAUAGAGGAGUUCAUAGAACCAAUCUCACCUCGAAAUACAGGUACACAUGGAGUACGACUUUGGUCUGCAAAUGACGAAUUAGGCUUCAGAGUACGUUCAACUAUCUGCAGGGAUCAUGAUGGCACCCCCGUUACAACGCUCAUAAACUGCUCCGUUGCAAACAAACGCUUGCCUAUAAAUGGUGACAACACUAUUUGCCAGUCACUUAACAGUACUUUAUUGGCGUACAACAUUUUGAGCGAGCAUGAAAGGAAGGAGUUAGAAAGAACCAUCAGAGUUCAAUCAGCUGACGUUCUAGAAAAGAUAAUUGAAAGAGAAAACCUGUUGAGUGAUGAGGAAAAAGGCGCCCUCAGGGGACAAACAGAUGUAAUCGGAAUCGAUAUGGUAGUUACAGAGAGAGCUGGAAAGUUAGUCCCCGUCGGAAUAGAAGUAAAUAGCCACGACUGUACCAUUAACACCCAGCUAUAUGACUUUAUGAUGAACCUUGGCGAGAGCAUGCUCGUCUCAAACAAAACAAAUUCGUGUCCACGACCUACUGAGAAGAAAAAUGAACCUGAACUUAUACCAUUGAUUUCUGACAUAUAUAUAGACGGUGACGGAAAGUCAAAUGAAAGAACUGAAGACCAUUUGAAAUCAAACCGGAAAGCAAAUCUCCUUGAAAGUAGGUAUUAUCAUGGGAACACAGUCGGUAAAAGUGUCCGUCCAUUGGUUCGCAAUAUGAUUGUACGUUCCCAACAAUACAUGGUAAGGGGCAAGCAGAUUAUUGUGAUUGGUGGAGGCGGCUACAGCAAACGAAACAUCUGGACAGACGCUGAGAAAUACGGCAUACAUAUAACUUUAGUCGAUUCGGAUGAAGAUCAUCUCGCAAAAGAUCUUGUUCAUCGUUUUGUACACUACGACUUCGAUGACCACAAGAAGGACUUUGCGCAUGCGUGUAAUAUCUAUAAUAUAUUACAAGCUAAAGAUAUACAGGUCGACGGUUGUCUGACAUUUUGGGAAGAUUGCGUACCUCUUGCAGCACUUGUGAAGGAAAUGGCCGGCACAAAAGGCUCUGAACACAAGGCGGCACUUACAGCAAAAAAGAAGAGCAGAACACAAAAUGUCCUCAAUAUGCGCAAAGCCGAUAUCCCUCAUUGGCCAAGAACCUACUUGUAUUCUUCACAAUCCGUUCAUAUAAAGUCUGAAGAUGACAGUGUUUUAGUCCCAAAAGACUUUAAGUUCCCAGCAAUUUUGAAGCUUGAGCACGGUUCCAGCGCCGUUGGUGUCUCUGUCGUUAAAAAUGAAGACGAAAUCCGGAAGAAGUAUCAGGACAUUUCCGAACUUUUCCGUGACGAAUCGGACUUUCCCGGAAUAGGACUCGGUCAUGAUAACACUAUGGUGGCGAUGGAGUACCACAAAGGCUCUGAACAUGAUGUCGAUGUGAUACUGUAUGACAGGAAGCUUGUUGGCGCGUUCAUCUCUGACAAUGGCCCGACGAGAUAUCCGUAUUUUACCGAAACAGCUGCGGUCAUGCCGUCGUGUUUACCGGCUGAUAAGCAAGCACAACUCAUUGCAGCGGCAUAUCAGUGCUGCACAGAGAUAGGGCUGUCGAGCGGAACAUUCAAUGUAGAACUUCUUAUGACUGGAACCGGACCAAAACUGAUCGAAAUCAACGCCAGAAUGGGGGGAUUUUACUUACGUGAAUGGAUCCGUGACAUUUACGGCGUCGACCUCGUUCUGUGCUCCCUUAUGAUAUCAUGUGGUUUAAAGCCAUAUAUUCCGAAACUUCCAGCCAACAAAUGUAUCAUGGGUAUCAUGCUUAUUCCUUCUGCGCAUGCGCACGUUUUACAGGAAGUGCAGUAUAAAACCCAACUGAACGAAAUGAUAGAAAAGAAUGAGAUAAAGUUCACGCAAUUUGGCGAACUUGGCGAGUCAACGUCAUCAGACUAUGAAGAACCUUUUGGAAACAUUGCUGUGGGCGCAGAAACUGCGGAGGAGGCAAAGGAGAAUCUAAUACGUAUCUGUAAUAAAUUAGAAGUAAUCAUGGACAAAUACCCAGUGCACACAUUUCUUAGAUACUUCUAGGAGUUGUACUUUAACUGGAUGAAUAUAAUCCGGUUCGCUUGACAAACAUUUCAGCAGUUUGAUUUCAUCAGUCAUCACACAAAAGCUUCAACGUAAACUUGUUGUAGAAACAGAUAACAAAACACUUGUCAUCAUAUGAAAUGACAUUUCAGAAAACAGUACGCCGCGAAUUAAAGACACCACGAAUAAGUGCUUUU
Molecule: messenger RNA, 3350 nt
Organism: Ruditapes philippinarum (Manila clam)
Lineage: Eukaryota; Metazoa; Mollusca; Bivalvia; Venerida; Veneridae
Product: carnosine synthase 1-like
Exons: 14
Coding region: 16-3153 (1045 amino acids)
Biological process (GO): carnosine biosynthetic process
Molecular function (GO): metal ion binding; ATP binding; carnosine synthase activity
Source: RefSeq, a predicted model, not a curated record